ACAUGUAGAUUGGAAGGAUGGGUGUGGUUGUUGAAAAUAAGUCCAGUUAUUGCCAUCAGUUAAUGACAUGUGCUGCAGACGGGUAAGUUAAGUACUUUAUUUUAAAUUACUAGAUUGAAUCAGUUAAUGUUUCCGCGUUCACAAUUUGCAUUUCUCAAUUAUAUAAUGUGUAUACAGCUAUUUCAAUUAAGGUUGUUCACGAGCAAAGCGGAAAAGUCGAAUACGAGCGCAAAAAGCUGCUGGGAUUCACUAAUAUUUGAAUGAAUUUAUUAACGAUUCCCAGUAGCCUUUCGCGCUCGUAUUCGACUUUUCCGCUUUGCUCGCGGGACAACCUUAAUGGACCAUUCCCCCAAUUAACCAAAAUUUUGAUAUCAACAAGUCUAGACAAAAUUCCAUCAUAGCAUGAAAGAGCAUCACAAAAUUAGUAAUAUUCCAAUGUUUCGUUGCGAAAUGUUGUAAAAUGCGGAUAAUAUAGCCUUGCGAAAUUUGCAUUAUUCAGUCAUUUUAGAUUACAAACGGGAAAUGGUUACCACUUUUCCAAAAUUUUGAUCUUAAUUAGCCUAAACAAAAAUUUCAUCACAGCUUGAAAGAGCAUCACAAAAUUAGUAAUAUUCCAAAGUUUCGUUGCAAAAUGUUGUAAAAUGCGGAUAAUAUAGACUUGCGAAGUUUGUAAUUUUCAGUCAUUUUGUAUUACGCACAGAAGAGGUAACCAUUUCCCGUUUGUAAUCUAAAGUGACUGAAAAUUGCAAACCUCGCAAGGCUAUAUUAUCCGCAUUUUACAACAUUUUGCAACGAAACUUUGGAAUAUUACUAAUUUUGUGAUGCUCUUUCAUGCUAUGAUGGAAUUUUUGUCUAGACUUGUUGAGUUCAAAAUUACAUGUGCUUCCGAUGUUAUGUCAGAAAACGGGACAGCAACCACGUGCUCGUGCAUUUACGGAUUUACCGAUGUUUAUUUGUUGAUUUAUUCUAAUCAUGCAGCCUUUCCAGGCCCUGCAGAUGUAUUUAAUGCAUGCUAACACAACUGUGAUGCUAUUUAGUUCCUUGUUGCAGUUGUUGGAAAUGCAGAAAUGGGGUGACAUUCCAUAUAAAUAUCUCCAAAAGAACUGGAUUAUGAGUUGCAUUAGUGUUAGUAAUUUUUGAAUGGGAAUAUGAUUAUAACGAUUAGGAAUAUUUUUUUAGCGUAAGAAAUUGUCUACUGUGUAUUGCAAAGUACUUCGUGUAAGGACCACAAAACCGUUUGAACAAUUAUACCAGCAGGUUUAAGUUUAUUCUAGGUAGUCUUUACCCUAACACAAACCAUAACCCUAGUUUUAACAACAUCUUACUAUGUUAACGUACUUUAACUUAACUCAGUACUAUUGUGUGUUCCUAACAUGAAAUGGUAAUGUUUGUAUUGCAUCCCAUGGUUCAUUGCAUUGUAUCUGAUAUUAAAUGAUUAUUUUCUCACUUGAUUUAUAAAUAGAAGUUUAUUAUUCUGGGAUACCAGACCAACUAAAUCAGCUCAUCAAAGUCAACUGACGUCUGUCAACAAACCUGUUGUUCUCACGGUCUCCAAUCCACUGAAACAACUGGAUUUAACGUGGAAACCUAUUCUCAAGGUAUGUUAAAUUAUUGCACGAAGGACUGCAACCUCCUACUCAUUCAGGGUCCCAGGGACUUCGUGUACCACCGUAGCGGGCACUUGGGGGGGGGGGGCUUCCAGACCAUCAUAUCUUGACUGACUAUGUAGUGAGUUUACACUGAUAGCUAUUAAUUUGAUUUUCGAUCAUAUCAUAUUUAGGAUACAAUGUUAAUGCAAUAAAUAGUGGGAUUCCUUAAAUCAUUUUGACUUUGUAGUUAGUGUUUCAUCCUAAUUUAAGAAUAUCAGGCUUUCAUGGUUGAUAAAGCUUUGUUGUGUUCAGAGUAAUUAAAUUUUGCUUCGUUCUUUAUAAAAUCGCCGUCCAAUUUUAAUUAGAGGAGGUUGUCUGAACAGCUGCGCACUCUUGCAUUUUACCUCUGAGAUCGUGGGUUCGAUUCUCGCUACGGACUUAUGGGAAAAGAGUCAGUUGUGGGUUUUCUCCGGGCGCUUCGGUUUCCUCCCACAGGGAAAGUUGGCAGGGUGGGUUAGGAUAAACACAGUUAAGAAAGUAAUAUCACAAUCGUUGUAAGGAUAAAUAGUCUAGGCUAAGUAAGUAACAUAAGUAAGCGUAAUACUUGAUGUAAUCGCGGUCGCUGGAAAGCCCCAAUGGGGAGUGAGCUGAAUAAUAAUGUUAUGUAAUGUAACGUAAUCUGAAGUUGUUUCAUUUCCAGGUUUCUGUUAGUCAUAUAACUGGUUCUGGGGAGUUUGGGCCUACAAAAUUUAGCCUGGCGGAGAGACAUGGAGACCGAUCAUCAAGUAGGUUUAGUGAUGUACCUUAUGGCUGCUUCCCAUGCAGUGACUCGCGUACAAUUAUGAAUUUUAAACAUCUAUACAGGGUGUAUAAAAAAAACUACACAGUUGGAAAAAGUUCACUAAAGUCAGAUGCGCGCGACAUUUGCGAAAACUUUCAGUAAGCCGAUGUACUUUAACGUUCUCUGGUACAUCUGGCACUAAAAUUAUUUAAAAUGCUAGCGUUUUUAGAGUAGGAAAGCUGUUACUAAAAUUCAAUCUGUCUUGCACAAGCUAUUAAAGUUUCAAGAAAUUUGGUGCACGCGUAGGCCAACGCGAGAUCUUCAAAACCUGGAUUUUCUCCCAUUUUCUUAGUUCAAACGCGAUUUCUUUGCAUGAUUUCAAAUUAAAUUUAUGCAUGCUCGGACGUUUGCAUAAAUUACAGUACGAAAUUCGCAAGCCAAUUCCUAAAGGUCCUAAAAGAGUUAGUAUAACAGCGUUUAUUUACAAAAUAAUUGACAUGCGGUGUUUAUUUACAAACAAAAUCAGUCUUCAACGUGCCCUCCUAUGUUGAAGAUUGAUUUUGUUUGUGCAUAAAAUUAAUUUAAAAUCAUGCAAAGAAAUCGCGUUUGAACUAACAACAAUCCAGGUUUUGAAAAUCUCGCGUUGGUGGCCUACGCGUGCACCAAACUUCUUGAAACUUUGAUAGCUUGUGCAUGCACGACAGUCCAUAUUUUGACUCUGUGUGAUUAAAUUGUGUUAUGAUGGAAAAUGUUUUUGCGCAAGGCCUUUUUUUUUUGGGGGGGGGAGGGUUAGUAACAGCUUUUCUACUCUAAAAACGCUAGCAUUUUAAUCCCUUAAUGUAAUGUCUUAUCCUUGCCAGUUGCCACACAUGUCUUGAAGUGUAUAGUGAUAACGCUGCUCUUAAAAAUAAUUUCAUCGGAGACCUGCGAAGAUGUGUAGACUCAUGCAGUAGGUGUACAUAAGUAUAAAUAUCAGGAUUGUGUGCAUCUACACUCGAUAUAACUAAUUUUAGAAGGAUUUUGCAAAUUUCGGAUGUGAAUUUUAUACAUUAUUAGACCUAACUAUAGGCCCUCUGGCAGGAAUUGAACCUGCGAUUUCCUUUUUCUUAGAAUUUACUCGAAAUUCCUAUGUAGAAACCCUUCUAAAAUAAUUAUGAAUAGCACAGUCAGGUGUACAUAAUGCACGAAACGCACGGCCACAGGAUAAAUCCCUGCUGUUGGACUUAAAUGUUUCGUUUAGUAAUGUAACGUAUGGUUUAAGUAACCGUCAGGCUGCCUCCUCCGCAGGCUCCUCUAUAUAGAUCAAAUUUAAAUAUGGGUAAUAUAUAGAUCAGCAUCCGUGAAAUACCCCUAUCUUGUAUGGGUGGCUGAAAUGCUCAGCUGAAACUAAUUUAUACAGUUUGUAGUAAAACCGUACAAUUUUAAAGAUUGGUGUUAAAAGAGUUUUAAUUUUGUAUGUAGUCAAACAACCGGACAAUGACAAGGAAGCUGGAAAUUUGAACAGAACAGUUUCUAUGACUGGAAAAAAAGAUCAGGGAAAAGUAUUGGAAAACAUUGCAACAAUGUUGUUUGUUGGUACAGAAGUAAGUUCAUCAACAUAUAGUCUCUUUGUUGAUAAAAUCUUCAACGUUGGAUGCCAGUAUAGGUAUAGCGAAGAUUACAAAAGGCGAACUUUGUGUAGAACUUGUCUACCUUUCGAGCGAAGGCACUUUGUCUGGAAGACCUUUCGUUUUCGUGCACAAGUUCGCAAUUUGUAAAGCUCUUUAUUCCCUAUUCAUUCACUUAUACUUUCCAAUUCAAGUUUGUCUGUGCUCAAGACAUGGUUGCAAGGCAGCCACAGGCACUGUCCUCUGAAGGUCAAAACUCACAACUGCUAAACCUCGACCACACAAUGGACUUUAUAUCCGUAUCUGAUCGUGGUAUUUUGCAAAGCACGACUUCCAUGCUCCCAUCCUUUACUCGAAUACAUAAACAAGUAUAUAUAAUGCUUUUUGUACUUAAAAGGUCGAAAUUAGUAAUUAAGAUGGUAGUGCUAUACAGCUAUAGAGAAUAAACCUUUGCUGUCAAAGCGAUAAAUUAUACAUUAUGAGUACAUAUAUAGAUCAGUGGACUGCAAGGAGUUUGAUUGAUCAUUUCCAUCAUACAUGAUUACGUUUUUAAUCUUCAUUCAGGGACUGGGAACGAGUCAGUUUCUUUUUGAGUAAAGGUUUAGAUUUGUGUUGGGAAUUCAAUGCUAAGAAUUUGAAUAUUCUUACUGGUAAUAAUUAUAUACAGCAAAAAGAUAUAUACAUGAGCAGGCUUCUAGUCGUUGUUUUUCUCACGAUUACUCGACUCCCCUUCACAGUGUAAUGUCUGAUUUUUCUGUCUAGAGUGGCGAUGUUGUUUACAUGGAUUGGAAGUUGUCUAAGGACUCUGAUAGUGGAAAAUUUACAGGUGCGGGACCUUCCGUAUAAAUAUCCUGAAAUAUACACAGUUUUGUUUAACAAAAGCAUUACUAUUUGUAGUAAGGUUAGGAUUGGUGUUAGUGUUCGGAGAAAGGCCUAACAAAGAAAUGUCCUGUGGUUCCGGUUUCCCGACAGAUCCUCUUUUUUCUGCCGACCCUAUAAAAUGCUGUGUUUAAAUUAUUAUGUUGUUGAUAUGCAUGGACAUUGAGCCAUACAACAUAAGAUGUCUCCUGCGCAUGAACUAUAUGUGACCCCGCAUGUGUGAAUAUUUGAUUGAUGCCGACAAAUCUUUGAACAUUUUUGAAAAUCAAGCACUUGAUAUUAAUCGUUUGCAUACAAAGAUCACACGAUCGACCUGCUUUGCAAGGAAGCUUUUCACAGGAAGUUGAUAUUUUCGUGGUAAUUAAAGGCCAUGUUACAAUUUUUGGUGCAACUUGCUGUUGCAACGCAAUUUUAUUUUCACCAGGUUAUCUAAAAAUUAGUCUCAUCAUAUUUCUUUCAUUAUUCACAUGGGAGGAGGGGGACGCAUUUCGUAGGGAUCUCCUUUCUCCCGGGAGAUCUCCUGGAUAUUCGAUUAAUUUGGUCGGACACUAUUCAUUUGAUCAAGUUUCAUUCUUGGUCGUCUAAAUAUUUGAUAUUUGAUAGUAGAUACUUUUACUCUUUCACAUAUUUCAUGCCUGCAUGUCACCAUAUAUUUUGUCCCUCCAAACGAUCCCAGAAUGCACUGUGAUCUCUUUUGGGAAAAGGCUAAUUUGAGCGACCUCAAACUGAUCCGAAGCUGGUUCCUUGGUCUUGUGGAGUGUACACACUUGCCCAUGAACCAAAUUAACUACCAUUCAUAAAGCCCAUUUUCCACUAUAGGCGAAUUUAUUCGCGAGAACAGUAAAAAAGUAGGAACUGAUCCAACUUUUUCGCGGCGAAUUUUUUCGCUGACCAAUCACAUUACCAUCAUGAUUUGUUUUUCGCUUCGCCUCUCGCGAACAAAUUCACUUAGUGGAAAUGGACUUAAUUAAGCGGGGUUAAUGCCAGGCUGCUGAGCAAGAUAUUAUUUAGAGAGUUUAAGCUUCGCGUUAUACGGCAAACGCCAAGCAAAGAAAAUUUUUACGGUAUCAGGCAAUAAAGAGUAAAUGAACUUGCUGUUUUAUUAAAACUAAAAUACAUAAUUAUUCUUUCGACGCAAGAAAGAAAAUAUGAAACGAAAACGUUCAACGAAAAGUUUGCCAAGAAAGUUCGAACCUGCCGUUUGCCGUUCCCGGAAACGUGAAGCUUAAACUCCCUAUUAGCUCGGUUGUAAAACGUGAAGCGAUCCGAGACCACCUCGGAGGGUGUCUAUAGUUUAGAUCGAUCAUUAACAAUCGGUCUCAGCUUGUGUUAGGUUGUUCUCACUUGCAUGGCCUGGUACGGUUCUGAAUCGAUUUCCAAUCGAUCUAAAUCGCUAGUGUGAACGACCCCUAUACUUGCAGCUGGUGCAUGAAUCCGGUAUGUGUAGCUUGAUUUUUUAACCUUCUGCCAUGAGAAUCAUGGAGUUAUCUUUAUCCUUGGUGCAUUCAUUUAUUAUACACAGGCAAGUUUUAUUUGACAAUCAUAACCUCAGCCUGUAAUCAGCGUUCAAUAUAUAUUGUCAAUAUAACAGUUCAUUUUCCCAGUAAAACUUGUCAACUUCGUAUAUACUUUGAGCUUUAUUCUCCUUUUUACAUUAAACAUUUAAUUUAAAUGUGUGCUGCCAUAUUUCUUGUCCCUCUAACAUGCAGGGAUUCUCGCGACUAGACCCAGGACUUUGGGAAAUGGCUAAUUUAGAUGGAUCUCAAAGUGUGUUAGCUGUGAACAGCACCAUACAAAGGCAUACAUGGUGUGUGAGAAAAGUAGGUCGAGCACUAGUUAAAACCUCACAUGUUUUCUCUUCUUAUUUUCAAACUGUAGUGAGUAAACCUGAACUAGUAUUAGCUGCACAUGAAGGACUGGUGUGUGUUCUACAACGAUCACCUUUCUUUAAAGAUAUUCUUUUAUCUAUUGGUGGAUGGACGUUUGCAAUUUGGAAAGAGGGUGUUUCGGUAAAUUAGUUUAAUGAAUAUUGUGGUUUAAACAGAAUAGCUUAAGUAUGCAUCUGCGGCGGUUAUCAGUAUCUUCGCCAGGAGAUGUCUUUCACCUCCAUGUGUGUGUGUAUAUGUGUGCGUCUGUUGUUUGUUUUUGUAUUCGUCUCUAAGCAGGAUAACUAUAAAAGUAUUGAACGGUCUAAUACAAAGUUUAAUUUGUGGAACUAAAGGCGGAAUGUAGACCACGGACAAACAGAAUUUGGUUAAAUUUUGAUGAAUUUUGAUGAGAUGUUAUUUUUCACUGCUCUGGCCUGUGUAAAAGAAUUAACUGAAUGCAUUUACUAGUUGUGUAACGUACAGUAUGUAUGAAUACAUGAUUUCACGAAGGUAUGAGCAAGAUCUGAGGAAGAUAUGCAGUUUAAAGGAAUAAAGUUUUUAUAAUUUAAGAACCCAAAUUUUUAGUUUGACUCUAAUUAUAAUGAUGUCCAAAUCACUUGACUUUUUUCCCUUAGACUGGACCUCUUUUGGAGUCUGCAUCAUUCCCAGUGAGAUUGACCGCGGGGGCGUGGAGCCCAACUAGGCCAGGUAAGUCAGACUGUAGAUUACAUGCGAAGCAAUGACUCCACCCAGUAGAUUACGCAUGUUGUAUUUUAGGACGUGCAUCCAUUCCAUCGAAACCGCAUUUCCUCCCUGGCAUAUACAUUACUCCCAAAAAUCUAGAGAAAGAGCUAUUGGAUUUCGACUUUGCCUGUGCCUGGAGUCUCACUACUUCGCAAACCUGAAAGUUACAAGCUUACACCUGUAAAAGGUCCAGGAUUGACUCAUCUGGUCUAGAUCUUUGUUUACAAGUGCAAUUUUUGCUGCGAUUUCUAGUGCGAUUUUCUUCUUCUGAUGCAUGUGAAAGAGUAGAUGAGUUAUGAAUGUUCUGAGAAUAUGUACCUUCAUCUGAACAUUCAGAAUUCAUCCACUCGUUCACAUCCAUCAGAAGAAGAAAAUCGCACUAGAAAUCGCAGCAAAAAUUGCAAGUGUAAACGGGCCCUUUCAUAAACUGUUUACAUCUACGUUCAAAAAUUGGAAAAUCGCCCAGUCCGAUGCCAAUCAAGUCCAGUGUGUGUUAGACUUGCUCCAAGUCUCUCUUUCAUUGUCAUAUAGUAUCGAUCCACUAUAGUGUACAUUACAUGACGUAGCGUGGAGAAGCGGAGCGAGAAAGAGAGACUUGUCAACUUCGGAAAAUCUCGAUUCAAAACUGAACCGAAAAUGCAAGACUUGCUUUAAUGGACCUUUAACCUUAUAACUAAAAUUUUGAUCUAGACAAAAAUUUCAUCACAGCUUGAAAGAGCAUCACAAGAUUAGUAAUAUUCCAAAGUUUCGUUGCGAAAUGUUGUAAAAUGCGGAUAAUAUAGCCCUGCGAAGUUUGCAAUUCUCAGUCAUUUUAGGUUACAAACGGGAAAUUGAUACCCCAACACCCAAUUUGGGUAUCAAUUUCCCGUUUGUAAUCUAAAAUGACUGAAAAUUGCAAAUUUCGCAGGGCUAUAUUAUCCGCAUUUUACAACAUUUCGUAACGAAACUUUGGAAUAUUACUAAUUUUGUGAUGCUCUUUCAAGCUGUGAUGAAAUUUUUGUCUAGAUCAAAAUUUUAGUUAUAAGGUUAAAGGUCCAUUGUUUUCCUUCAAUUUCUUUCUGUAUAUUUACUAUAAUGGAACUCAUUGUGCUAGAUCAAUACAUAUAAACACUGACAGAAAACAAUUAAAGCAAGUCUUGCAUUUUCGGUUCAGUUUUGAACCGAGAUUUUCCGAAGUUGACAAGUCUCUCUUUCUCGCUCCGCCUCUCCGUGCUACGUCAUGUAAUGUACACUAUAGUGGAUCGAUACUAUAUGACAAUGAAAGAGAGACUUGGAGCAAGUCUAAGUGUGUGUGGGCCUUAUACUCAAACCAGUCAGGGCCAUGCCGGAUUAUACGAGCUGCCUGAAACAUCAAACACAAGGAAAAUUAGUGUAGCAACCAUUUAGAACUGGCGACACGGUUGGAAAUCUUGAUGUUCCAGUGGGUUCAUCUGGCUGACCAUGCAUGGUACAAAAAUUAGUCCCAUUAUAGAACUUGAACGCAUGUUCAGUUAUAGUCUACAGAUUGAUUAGAAUUUUUAUUUCUUAGUUCAAUACCAAAAAUCCAUAUUUUGUAGGCGUAUUUUUCGUGACCAGAGCAGAUGGCAAUGUUGAUGUUUGGGAUUUACUUGAUAAGUAUGAUUCAUCUAUGAUUCGAUUUACAAUGAAACAGACCGAGUCAUUUUGUUAAGCAUAUGAUUAAAUGAUGAGUGAAACAUGCAUGUAAAAUGUAGUUAUAUAUAUUCCAUAAUAAAUUGCAUCAUUCUUCUUGUGAUUGUCUAUUCAAUUUUUCCCAGAUCUCAUGAACCAUCGUUAACACAAAAUGUGACGUCUGCUUUAAUCACAAGUGUAAAUCCCUAUCAAGUUUCAAGUGAGUAUAACUCUUAACUUUCGUGAAACUAACUCUUAUUUUUUCUCAAAAAAUAUAGAUAUAACUAGUGUGUUAUAUCGUAUUUACAUUUUGGGUUUAAAUAUUUUGAGCCAAUUUCCGGAGGACGACGAUUUAAAUGCACUGAAUCUCGUGUCUUAUAUAUUUGCAAAUGGUUAUUUUCUAAUUGUGUAUUUUGUGGCAAACUUCUUAAUUAAAAAAAAACAAACACGGUAAAGAACAGGGCAUAUCGAAACCUGGAGGUUGAAGCUGAAAAUUAUUAUUAUAAAGUAUUUACCCAGGGAACCUACAUCGCAAAAGCCAUUUUCAGUAGAGGGCCUCGUGCAAAGCACAAGUCCAAAAAACCAAAAGCAUCCAAAAAUCCUCUAUUUUAGAGAAUAUGUAUUGGAAACUAGCUGACGUGACCUAAUGUUUUCAAUGGGCUGAUGGCGUGGUUGGAUGUCCCAACCUAGUUGCAAACCAAAUUCUCAAAAACGGCAUGUUUAGCAAUAAUACAGCUAAACAUUUUAGUCAAAGAGCAAAUAAAUAUAACCACGCCAUUCUACGAUGAAAACUCUAAGUAUUCCCAGUCAAUUUUAGCAAAUAUUUCAAGCACUAAACAGUGAAAAAUACAUCGCACCAAUUUCGUUAAAAUUUGUGACGCCAAUUUCGUAGCUACAAAUGUAAAAAAAAAUACAAAACAAAGACGAAAAACAUUUACCUUGAAUACUUUGUCGUAGCUUAGGCAUGUUUUUAAAACAAUUAGACCAGUUUAUGCUUCAAUAUCACCCUUUUAAAGUGGAAAAUAUAGCAAAACAACAAAAAUGCCGAGAACUUUGGUAAUAUUCGCAAUACGCGUGACGUCACGUUUUUCAACAAGGAUGAGUCAAUGACGUCAGGAAGUUUCCUAUCCAGUUAUUUUACAAUCCAUGGUGAGAAUAAGACUUGAUGAAUGUAACUUGGAAAAGAACGGCGGAGAUAAAAGACUGCAGGGUACUAAAUUGAACGGCAUGCAAAGGCAUGCAUCUUUCAUUCCUUAUUAACUGAAAGUUAUACUUUGUAAUUUUUAAUGUUCCCUUUCAAUCAUGGGCUACGAAUCGAAUGAAAAGGCGGGUGGAGGUUGAACACAGUGGGUGGGGUAACGUGGGGGUAGAGCGAGCAACUCGAAGGCGGUCACCUGAAAUUUAAGGUGGUCGGGGAAUUCUAAGAUCAUUGGGUCAUCCACGUCUGAACUCAAAGGCGAACUUUUAAUGGCAACACAAAAUGCAUCGUUGCCAAACCGACCCCAAUAUAAUAUUUGUCAUUAAAAAUCGUUGUUAAUUAAUACAUGUUCUAGAUAAACUAACAUUGUUUCAAGACGUUCGUGUAUAUAAGUAUCAUGCAAAAUCAUUGAUAGAAGAUCUUUAAUUGUUUGCUCUUAGGUAAGCAACAAUUACUGUCAAUUGGUGAUAAUGUGGGAACUCUUCAUAUUAUGGAGGUGCCAUGGAAUUUACGUCGUCCUUCUGUUAAUGAGGUACAUGUUUUUAAAUUUUAUACCGUAGUUGUUAGAGUUUUAUGACACUUAUGUGACAAAAGUCAGUCAACACUCUACCAAAAGUUGUGUGUUUUCUCCAGGUGCUCCGGUUCCUUCCCCAUGCAGGGCUUUGUGACAGGAUGAGUUUGGAUAAGCCCUAAGCUGACCCUGCCACCGAUAAUCGGUCAGCUACGAUCAAAAUCUUGAAUUAUCGCAGCUCCAGAGCUGCGUCCUUCGUAAUUCAGUUUAGCUCUGAGCUGCAAAUAAGGAUGAUUAGCACACCGCCACUUAUACACCUCCACUCACUUUAAAGUUAUUGGAGACUUUGAGUCAUGUGCAAAUGAUCGAUACAGAAGCUCAUGCCAGAUUUAUUCCCUUUUUUUGUUUGAGUCAAAAAUAAAAACACAUGAAACAUGAAUAGCUGUAGCAAACAUAUACUGAAGAAAUAAUUAUUUUCUUUUUGAUGUAGAAAAACAUCAUUGAAAACUUUUUCGAGCGCGAAGUAUCUCGACUGAAGUUUGUUGAAGAACGAAGGAAGAUCAGAGCAAAGGAAACUGUUAACAAUAAGGAAAACGAGAAACCGAAGGAAAAAGCACAGGUGGGGUAAUUAACAAUAUCUGUGAUUGUUUCCUUUGCAGGUUUGCAUGAUAAUUGUUUUAUUUCUGUGACACCACGAUUCGUUGAUCCGUAAGCCCAGAUCCCCAUCAAUAAAUAAUAUAAAAAAUAGAUUUGAAUUUUAUUGUCUUAUAUUUAAAUUGAAGUACAUAAGAAUUGGGGCUAUAUUAACGUACAUUGAACACAUUUAGAUGGUACUACAGUGUGGAAUAGCAUGGCCUAAUGGCCACAGGCUUAUGCUAUUGUUGAAUGGUUAACAAAAAUAUCAAAUGUCGAUCACUUCUAUUUCAUUAGCUGUUUUAUAAAUGAUAGAUUCAUGGUCGAUCCUAAGGGAAGAAGUAGUGAAUCUCGAGAUGAAUAUUCCCUGAUAAUCACCGAGCCUUUUAUACAAGUCUUUUGUGUUUUUUCAGGGACUGAAUUUAUUUUAAUUUCGCUUAUUUCUGUAUCUACAGUAACUUCCACAAAACGGCUAGCCGGCAUUUUGCAAAUUUCGGUUUUGUUAUAUUCACUUGUAGGUGAAUAUAACAGCUUAAUACUGUACGUCACAUUUGACCAAUCAACUUGUAGGAUUUGUUAUAUUCCCAUGUGCAAAAAUACUAAAGGCAUAUAUUAUUUGCACCAAUGAGGAUGUGGAAUAACCACCUCACUGUCAGUGUUAUAUAAUCCAUAUUUAAACUUUAUUUUCAGGUGGAUACGAAGAAACUUAUAGAUGAACAGGAGUCUGAGUGGGAGGCUAAAGCACGACAGGUACGGUGACUAUUGUGUUGUGUUGUUGUUGUAUUGUUGUUUGUCGUUUUAUGUUGUGUCGUGUUGUAUCAUAUAGCAUUGUUUUCAAACAUUCAUCGGAACAGGUCACAGAUGUGGAGUUGGCAUUCACUGAAAAUGCCUUUUUUUCAGGAAUAUCAAAACUAUUUGGAAAUGGAGAAACGUUUUCUGGAGGAACUUGGCAUCAGGGAACCUGACAAUGAUCUUUGAAAGUCCUAGUUCUGAACAACGUAGUUAUGUAAAUUUUUAGUGGGGCUAUGUCAAAAGUUCUUGUAAAAUAUAGGCGAUAGAUCGAAGUAAUCGACUUACGCAUGUUUACAGUGCCCGUUGCUCUAAGACUACGAUUAAUAUUUUUGAAGUUUCGGAUAACUAGUCACUGUUAUUAUGUAAUCGUAGCAUGGAAUAAAGUUUAUCUGAGUGAAUUGGCAUAUUGCAUGCAGUUAUGGUUAGUGCAAACGGUGAACUAAGAAGUUCCUUAGCGGGAAAAGCUAUAGGCUAACACUUACGAUGUUGGUACUCUAACGUUUUGACAUAGCUCCACUACAGUAACUUAUAUUUAUUUGUAUACCUCUAUUGUACAUUGUGCUACGUGAACAUUUCAUCCACCAAUGGUUUUUGGGGUUGCAUAUUGCGGAAUACGUAGCCUUGGGGCUCUGGCAAAAUCCAAACUGGAUACCAUAAAAACAUGGUAUCCGGUUAAACACUGCGCAUGCUCAAUUUGUAAUUGAGGGCUCUAGGUACGAGAAUGUGCCUGGGAGAGAAGCAUGGAAGAGAGAUCUCAUCGAUCCCAGUCCCCCGUCUCGUUCCCAUCCUGCUACAUACCGUAUUCUUCUAUAAAACCCCAAAGAGCCUCUCGAAAGGAUGUUUUUAUGUUGGCCGUAUUCAUAAGUGUACUGAUUUAGUUAACAUCUGUUUGUAAGUAUUCUGUGGUAGUACAGAAGUAUUUGUUAUUGCUUGAAAUUGUAUAUUGCGAUGGUUUUCACCAUCGGAAUAUCAAAUGUUUCCAUAAAAUACUAUAUGGGUUUGAAGUUUUUACAGUAAUAGACCGUUAUCAACUUUCACUCUAGUUGAGAACAACGCCAGGUCGAGGCUUCGUUUAUAAUGGUAAAAGAGCGUACAUGAAACAGCUUUUAUAAAAGAAAUAUAUAAUAUUCUGUCUUUCGCGCCGACAGGCAAAGAAAAAUUGAAUGUAGCUAGUUCAAUUUUGAUAACGGGUUUAUCACGCUAGAAACCUAGAGCGCAUGUUUAUUUUCAAACUGGUUCUCUCUCGCGGGCAAAGCAAUGGUAUUGGGAAAAUUAAAGACUACAUGCACCACUGUAACCGAAGUUGUCAACCUUUACCAUCGCACUCCUUCGCCAGUUUCUUGAACUCCUGAGCUUUCUUCAAAUCAACUUCUACUCCAUCUCCUUGUGAAUAUAUUCUGCUUGCAUUGAUACAACCCCAUGAAUGUCCUAAUUUGCAACUUUUUACUGAAUAUUCUAACGCUUUAACCAUGUCCUUAUCUAUACCUUGACAGCCAGUUAAAUAGACAACACUAAGAUUAAAACAUCCAUUACGAAAGUUACCAUCGCAUGCUUUGGUAAACGACUGCAUAGCUUUAUCCAUAUUUCUUGGUACAUGAAAAUGUUUUUCUCCUUUUUGAUAAAGUAGUCCAGCAUUAUUACAGGCACCCCAAACAUUGUUCUCGCAAGCUCUGUUGAACAACCGUAAAGCUUCGUCGGGUUGUCUGUCUUCU
Molecule: messenger RNA, 13943 nt
Organism: Paramuricea clavata
Lineage: Eukaryota; Metazoa; Cnidaria; Anthozoa; Malacalcyonacea; Plexauridae
Source: the annotation of a GenBank genome assembly